Messenger RNA from Endocarpon pusillum Z07020, 1092 nucleotides. RefSeq names its product COP9 signalosome complex subunit 5. The record is from RefSeq and is a predicted model, not a curated record. Gene Ontology annotation, cellular component: cytoplasm; COP9 signalosome. The coding region runs from base 1 to 1092 and encodes 363 amino acids. NCBI's taxonomy places the organism in Eukaryota, Fungi, Ascomycota, Eurotiomycetes, Verrucariales, Verrucariaceae. Gene Ontology annotation, molecular function: protein binding; deNEDDylase activity; metallopeptidase activity. Gene Ontology annotation, biological process: protein deneddylation. The transcript has a single exon.
AUGAUAUCUGCAGCACAAGGUGCCUGGGAGGCAGAAAACUCUAUCCUGACCAUCUAUCCGGUCCAGAAUGCUCUCUACAAUUAUGAUCCGAAAGAACAAAAGAAGGUGGAUGCGGACCGACCUUGGUCCAAAAAUCCUAAUCAUUUCACUACCUGCCGCAUCUCUGCCCUCGCCCUCCUUAAGAUGACAAUGCAUGCCCGCUCCGGUGGCAAUAUUGAAGUCAUGGGCUUGAUGACAGGCUAUGUCUCAGGAACGUCUAUCAUUGUCACCGACGCCUUUCGCCUACCAGUUGAGGGAACAGAAACCAGAGUCAGUGCUCAGUCCGAAGCGGACGAGUACAUGGUCAACUAUCUGACAGCUUCGCGAGAAGGAGGAGGGAGAUUGGAGAACGCUGUGGGCUGGUACCACUCUCACCCGGGCUAUGGCUGCUGGUUAUCCGGCAUAGACGUCGCCACACAAAUGCAACAACAAGCCUUCGCUGAUCCUUUCGUCGCUGUUGUCAUCGACCCCGACCGCACCGUCUCUGCCGGAAAAGUGGAGAUUGGCGCCUUCAGAACAUACCCAAAAGAUUACAAGCCGCCAAAAUCCUUACAAGAUGACGCAGAUGAAUAUCAGACCAUCCCAACUGGCAAGAUUGAGGAUUUCGGCGCCCAUGCUUCAAGCUAUUAUGCCCUCGAGGUAUCUCAUUUUAAAUCUACACUCGACACCCAUCUCCUCUCACUUCUGUGGAAUAAAUACUGGGUUGCCACACUGUCUCAAUCUCCUCUCUACACCAACCGCGAUUACGUCAACUCACAGAUAUCCGACCAUGCCUUGAAAAUCAAAGAUGCCGCUCGAAAGCAAAAAUUCGCCAGUGCUCUGCCAAGGCAAGAACUUAUGGGGACCACGCCAGGCCAGAUAAAACUUUAUAAGAAUCAGAGUAUUGAGCAGGUGGUGAAAGGCGGAAACAAGAUUGCACAGGAGGAGAUGGCGGGGUUGAUGGCGGGGAGGGUCAAGGAGAGAUUGUUCUUUGGAGUUGUGGAUGAAGCAAGGAGGAUAGGCGAGGGACAGACUAAUGGAGCGGUGGUGGAGGAGAUUCUACAGCAGGGUUGA